CGCUAAGGUGCUCACCUGCAUUAGCCACGCCCAUCACCACACCUGACCAAGAGAAGCCGCCACGAAUCGUUCCUUCAUCCUCUCUACCAUUCCGGAGACUAGUGACCAUAAAAAUAAAAACGAGAGUCAUGAUCAUAAAACGCGUUUUAAUAAUCUUCAUUUUGCAGUGCUUUGUUCGGGGAGUUGAAAACAAAGACGAUGUACACGAAUUUACCUCAAGAUUAUCCAAGUAUUCUAUUGUAAAACCUCAAGUGAUUCACAGGUGGGCCAGAAGCAUUAGUGGGUCACAAGAUUCAAACGAGAAGCACAGCGAUGAAAGCGUUUCUUAUGCAGUCAGUAUAAACCACAGGAGGCACGUCCUUCACCUGAAAAGGAACAGGGGCUUUUUGCACUCAAAUGUCCUUCGUUCUCUUCAUGGUGCCUCUGGGAGCGACAACUCCUCACAUCCAAGACGCCAUGUACAUUGCUAUUAUCAUGGGAAAGUGGAAGGGUACAACAAUUCAAUGCUUGCCCUCAGCACAUGCUAUGGCCUCAGGGGUGUGAUCGUCCUGGAAAAUGACACAUUCGGAAUUGAGCCUGUACCAAAAUCCUCAACAAAUGAGCAUAUCCUGUACCACCUUAAUGACACCCAAUACAAAACUGCCACCUGUGGGGUCGUUAAUGAGGCUGGAUCAUCGCCAAGCUAUAAACCCUUUGAGCCCGACCAGAUGCUAGUGUCUCUGCUAAGGAGGAAGCGCAAUUUACCAGAAACAAGCUAUGUGGAGUUGGUGUUGGUGGUUGACAACCUCAGGUAUCGGUUUAAGGACAAAAAUGCGACGGCAGUCCGAGAUGAGAUGGUGGAGUUGGCCAAUCUACUGGAUGGGUACUACAAGGAGCUGAAUAUUCGCAUUAUUUUAGUUGGUCUGGAAAUUUUUAAGGAUACAAAUCCUUUUAGUGUGGAAGGCAGCGCUGGAGAUGUGUUGGAGCGCUUUGUUAAAUGGAGGAAAUCGACUCUUAUACCCAAAAUCCGACAUGACAUAGGACAACUCAUUAUUGGUCCACCCCAAGAUUAUGGAAACAUUCUUGGUAUGGCCUAUGUGGGUACAGUCUGCUCCGUAGCAUCAUCUGGAGGCAUUAAUUUGUUCAAAAGCCAAAGCUUGGCAUCUUUCUCCACUGUGGUGGCUCAUGAGAUGGGUCAUAACCUGGGUAUGAAUCAUGAUGGUGAUAACUGUGACUGCGGUGGGGGAAACUGUAUUAUGGCACCAAGUGCAGGUGGUUCCACCAAAUUUAGCCAGUGUAGUGAGACGUACUUUGAGAAUUUGAUUCUCCGUGGAGGAGGAGGGUGUCUUAGGAAUCAACCGUCUCCCUCAGACGUGAUCGGCACAGCCGAAUGUGGCAACGGUCGUCUGGAUGAGGGAGAGGACUGCGACUGUGGCAAACCAACGGAAUGCAAGAAUAAGUGCUGUAAUGCUGCCACUUGCACAUUCACACGUGGAUCCGCUUGUGCUGAUGGGCGCUGCUGUGAAAACUGUCAAAUCAAAGUUGCUGGAUGGCCAUGCAGAAAGUCUGUGGACUCCUGUGAUCUUCCUGAAUAUUGUGAUGGCAAAAAGGCCUUUUGCCCUACUGACUUCUAUAUGAUGGACGGCUUGUUGUGUCAAAACAAUGCUGCAUACUGCUAUGAAGGUCGCUGCCAGACGUAUGAUUACCAGUGCAGGCAUCUGUUUGCACCAGAUAAUGCAAGAAAGGCAGAAGAUAUUUGUUUUAAAACUGCAAAUACUAAAGGAGAUAAAUUUGGAAAUUGUGGACCAGAACCAGGUGGAUCAGGAUACUUAAAAUGUAGCGUGGCAAAUUCUAUGUGUGGGAAGGUGCAGUGUACCAAUGUGGAUGUAAACACGCCCCCUACUGGUGCACAAGUCAGCAUCCAACAAAUUCAAGGAGCCACUUGUGUUAAUGCAGACUUUAACUUCGGCACAGAUGUGCUCGAUCCUGCCUAUGUUAACCCUGGCAGCCCUUGUGAUACAGGAAAGACCUGUGUGGACUUUAAGUGUGUGAAUGCUUCUGUUCUGUUGCCAGAUUUAGACUGUGACGCCAAGACUACUUGCAAUGGUCAUGGGGUAUGCAAUGACCGGGGACACUGUCAUUGUGACAAUGGUUGGGGGCCACCCUUCUGUGAUAAAUCGGGAUGGGGUGGGAGCAUCGACAGUGGUCCUGCUCAAAUAGACUACUCCCUCAGAAAUGGCCUGUUGAUCUUCUUUUUCCUGGUGGUUCCCCUUCUUGUUCUCCUUAUUCUUGUGCUUCUCUACAUCUUUAAAAGGGAUUCACUGGAUGUCUGCCUAAAAAGAUCACGUAAUACUGGCAAUAGAAAUACAAAUGUACAACCCAAAAACAACGUUCAAGCAGGUGUUACAGCACCAACUCCGCAAGCCCCACCUGAAAGGCCUACAAAUUCCCCUUCAACUGCAGCACCGAUUUCUGGGUUUAGGUAUGGCGAACUAGAUUAUUGGCGUCAUGAAACGAACAAUCCUCCUCCACGACCACCACCUCCUGGAGGUCGUCCUCCACGACCAUCACCUCCUGUUCAGGGACCUGGAGUCCCUAAACCAAUUCCAUCCAACCAGAUCGCCUAAAUGUCUUUUUAUACAACACAUCAGCAUCAUCUAAGGAGAGACUAAUUUAAUCCACUGUAAACACUGAAUAUUCUCAAACUUUUGAACACCUUUAAAUUAUUAUUAUUAUUUUCUUGGUGGUGGCUAUGAAUGAUAAAUGUUUGUUAGAGAAUGUGUUUUUACUUGGCUGUUACACACUUAUUUAAAAAAAAAA
Messenger RNA from Oryzias latipes (Japanese medaka), 2799 nucleotides. It is a transcript of the gene adam9b, whose product is annotated as ADAM metallopeptidase domain 9b. NCBI's taxonomy places the organism in Eukaryota, Metazoa, Chordata, Actinopteri, Beloniformes, Adrianichthyidae. Gene Ontology annotation, cellular component: plasma membrane. Gene Ontology annotation, molecular function: metalloendopeptidase activity. Gene Ontology annotation, biological process: proteolysis. The record is from RefSeq and is a predicted model, not a curated record.